AUGCCGGUGUCUGGAGAGGAGCGGAUUUCACUAGUGGACUCUGCAGAAGUAGGAGUAGCCCUAAGGAGUCCACCGGGAGAUGCAGGCGCCCAGGGAAGACCUGCAGGAGCUGGGCUGUGGGCUGCCUUUGCAGCCGUGUUGCACUGGAGCCACAUAACUCACCUCUUUGAAAAUGACCGUCACUUUUCUCACCUCUCUACUCUGGAAAGGGAGAUGGCUUUUCGCACCGAAAUGGGACUGUAUUAUUCUUACUUCAAGACCAUCGUGGAAGCCCCCUCGUUUCUGAAUGGAGUGUGGAUGAUUAUGAAUGAUAAACUGACAGAAUACCCCCUGGUCAUUAACACAUUGAAAAGGUUCAACCUAUACCCUGAGGUAAUCUUGUCCAGCUGGUACCGGAUUUACAUCAAAACAAUGGACUUCAUUGGUGUUCAGACCAAGACCUGUUGGACAGUUACCAGAGGAGAGGGACUCAGUCCUGUCGAAAGCUGCGAAGGAUUGGGAGAUCCUGCUUGCUUUUAUGUUGCUGUAAUUUUUAUUUUAAAUGGACUGAUGAUGGCAUUAUUCUUCAUAUAUGGCACCUAUUUAAGCGGCAGCCGCUUGGGAGGUCUCGUGACAGUGUCAUGCUUCUUUUUCAAUCACGGAGAGUGCACCCGCGUGAUGUGGACCCCACCUCUCCGAGAAAGCUUCUCGUACCCUUUCCUUGUGCUUCAGAUGUUGCUAGUGACUCAUAUUCUCAGGGCUGCGAAACUUCACAGAGGAAGCCUGAUUGCGCUCUGCCUGUCCAAUGUAUUCUUCAUGCUUCCGUGGCAGUUCGCUCAGUUUGUGCUGCUUACCCAGGUUGCCUCCUUGUUUGUGGUGUAUGUUGUGGGGUACAUCGAUGCCUGUAAACUACGGAAGGUCAUUUAUAUGCACAUGAUUUCUCUUGCACUGUGUUUUGUUCUGAUGUUUGGGAACUCGAUGCUAUUGACGUCGUAUUACGCCUCCUCUUUGGUGACUGUUUGGGGCGUGCUGGCAAUGAAACCUCAUUUUCUGAGAAUAAAUGUGUCUGAACUUUGUUUAUGGGUUGUCCAAGGAUGCUUUUGGUUAUUUGGAACUAUUAUACUCAAGUCUUUGACCUCCAGACUCUUUGGCAUUGCAGAUGAUGCUCAUAUCGGCAACUUGUUAACAUCAAAAUUCUUCAGUUACAAGGAUUUUGACACCUUACUGUAUACCUGUGCCGCAGAGUUUGACUUCAUGGAGAAGGAGACCCCCAUGAGGUAUACAAAGACGCUGUUGCUUCCUGUUGUCCUUGUGGUAUUUAUUGCAAUUGUCAGAAAGAUUGUUAGCGAUAUGUGGACUGUCUUAGCCAGACAGCGGACACAGAUAAGAAAACACCAGUUUGAUAACGGAGAGCUGGUCUAUCACGCCUUGCAGCUGCUGGCAUACGCAGCCCUUGGCAUUUUGAUUAUGAGGCUGAAGCUCUUCCUGACGCCACACAUGUGUGUGAUGGCUUCCUUGAUCUGCUCUCGACAGCUGUUCGGGUGGCUCUUCUGCAGAGUGCAUCCUGGGGCCGUUGUGUUUGCCGUGUUAGCAGCAAUGUCGAUUCAAGGGUCAGCGAAUCUCCAAACGCAGUGGAAUAUUGUGGGGGAGUUCAGUAAUUUGCCACAAGAAGAACUGAUAGAAUGGAUCAAAUACAGUACCAAACCAGGUGCGGUGUUUGCGGGGGCUAUGCCCACCAUGGCCAGUGUGAAGCUGUCUGCGCUGCGGCCCGUGGUGAACCACCCGCACUACGAAGAUGCAGGCUUGAGAGCUAGAACGAAAAUAGUGUACUCUAUGUACAGUCGAAAAGCAGCUGAAGAAGUGAAGCAAGAGUUGAUCAAGCUAAAAGUCAAUUAUUAUAUUCUGGAAGAGUCAUGGUGUAUAAGAAGAUCCAAGCCUGGCUGCAGUAUGCCUGAGAUUUGGGAUGUGGAAGACCCUGUCAACGCCGGGAAGACACCCCUGUGUAACCUCUUGGUGAAGGAGUCCAAGCCUCACUUCACCACCGUGUUCCAGAACAGUGUUUACAAAGUCCUAGAAGUCACACAGGAGUGACAGCCACAUGAGCCGCUGCUGACCGACGACCGGACGACCGCAUCAGCCAUGGUCUUCAUGUUUUGCUAAGGAGUCAUGCAUUGUUUUGAAUUCAAUCCCAAGGUUUUUAUAGGCAGCUUCUCAAAUGGGGACAUCUUAUUUGUCCGUUUGAGUGUCAUUCUGGCUGUGGAGUGACUCGCGUGCUUGUCGAUGGGCCGCUGGUUCAGCACACCUGGGAACUCGCUGUGCUGGGGGACGGUGCCUGCCCCGACCUGGGCGUGCGCUGUGGUGUCAGCUGCGCGCUGGGGCAGGAGUGGAGCUCCUGGGGGUGGAGAUGUCCAUCCUGAGCCGCGCCGCUGCCCCUCUGUGCCUUGCUGGCUCGACCCCGGCCCGCUUGGCACUGGAGCGGGGUCCUCGGUGAGCAGCUGCGUCAUCGCUGUGGUGUCAUCCUCUGCUCUUCUUGUGCCCUGUUGCUCUUGUGCAUGAGAUUGUUCCAGGCUCUUAGGUCCGGCGGCGAGGACCAGAUUCCUUUAGCACCCAGCCCUGUGCAUCAUUGCCUCUCCCCGCCACCACAUUUUGUCAGAUAAGUGCUGUUUGCUCAUUAUGUCGCUCAUCAAGUACUUGUUCCUGGUUUAAAAAAUGGUAACUGUGCAUCUUCCUCAUUUUUAGCAUUAUUGAAAUGUUUAUAUUUUAAUACCUUUAAACUGUUUUAAAAUUUUUCAUAUUUAAUUAUAGGUUAAAGACAAAUUAUUUUGAAGAACCCCAAAUACAUGUAUCUAGAAGUAGACGUAAUAUGCAGUAGACAGUAGCAUCUGAUAUUUGACUAACUUUUCGGUCAAAAAA
Molecule: messenger RNA, 2892 nt
Organism: Fukomys damarensis (Damara mole-rat)
Lineage: Eukaryota; Metazoa; Chordata; Mammalia; Rodentia; Bathyergidae
Gene: Dpy19l1
Product: dpy-19 like C-mannosyltransferase 1
Exons: 22
Coding region: 1-2070 (689 amino acids)
Cellular component (GO): nuclear inner membrane
Molecular function (GO): mannosyltransferase activity
Source: RefSeq, a predicted model, not a curated record